Molecule: messenger RNA, 686 nt
Organism: Microplitis mediator
Lineage: Eukaryota; Metazoa; Arthropoda; Insecta; Hymenoptera; Braconidae
Gene: blp
Product: mitochondrial import inner membrane translocase subunit Tim16-like
Exons: 1
Coding region: 156-539 (127 amino acids)
Biological process (GO): protein import into mitochondrial matrix
Cellular component (GO): TIM23 mitochondrial import inner membrane translocase complex
Source: RefSeq, a predicted model, not a curated record
AUUUUUUUUUUCCAUCAGAACUCACGUUGUCUUAACCUAAAAUAAAUAUUCAAAAACUUUACCAACACCAAAGUAUCAGUAGUGAGGUUAAAAAUAAUAAAUAAAUUUUUAAAAAAUCUAUUGUCCUGUGGACAAUAAAUAAAACAAUAGUUGUUAUGGCAAAAUAUUUAGUGCAAAUAAUAGUCUUGGGUACGCAAGUAGUAGGCAGAGCAUUUGCCCGAGCGUUACGUCAAGAAAUAGCAGCAAGCCAAGAAGCUGCUAAACGUGCUGGUGGUGGUGCUAAAGGUGCUAGAAGUGCUGCGACUAAUGCAAGAACUGGUUUAUCACUUGAAGAAGCACUUAAAAUAUUAAAUGUCGAGAAACCCGAUCAAACAGAAGCUCUUGAAAAAAAUUACAAAUAUCUCUUUGAUGCUAACGACAGAUCCAAAGGUGGUUCGUUUUAUUUACAAUCCAAAGUUGUACGAGCGAAGGAACGAAUUGAUGAAGAAUUACAAAAUACCAGAGAACUUCCAAAUAAAAAAAAAGAUACUGACAAUUGAUUGUUCGCUUUAUUUUUUAAUAGGAUAUUUUAAUUAGACUGUAAAUAAUUUAAUUAAAAAAAUAAUUCAUUUCCUUUUUUUGUGCUGAUAUUUUUUUUUUGAAAAAAAUGUAGAGUUGUAAAUAAAAUAUAAAAUCUUAUUGUUAAA